Belonocnema kinseyi is the source of this 1744-nucleotide messenger RNA. RefSeq lists its product as uncharacterized. Bases 89 to 484 code for a protein of 131 amino acids. The record is from RefSeq and is a predicted model, not a curated record. The transcript has 4 exons. NCBI's taxonomy places the organism in Eukaryota, Metazoa, Arthropoda, Insecta, Hymenoptera, Cynipidae.
AUAAUUUUCAAAGGCAACUAACUCAGUUGAGAAAUAGACGCUGCCUCAUAAGGUUCGGUAAUCUCAGUCAGCAAUACACGCCCACAGUAUGGAGAACCUUUACAUCUUUAGUCUGCUGGUGUGUCUAUCUACUCUGAUAUCGUCGGUCUCUGCUGGGGACUUGCUUCGAAAAAGUAUAGUUUACGAUAAAAAUACACCUGAUGUGUUCUAUUGUCCUGAACACAAACAAAUUGGAUUUGAAAAAAUGAUAGUUACAGCCAAGCCGUUAUCGAAGCUCUGUCAAUUUAGAGGUGGCCCAAUUCCUGAAGAUUAUAAGAGCGAUUGUUACAAUGAUGUUGAUGAGACUGAAUAUGCUUGCCAAGAAAAGUAUAGAAUCAUGAUGAGACUCCAUCCACCUGGAAGUGACUCGCCAUAUGAUGAAAAAAGUCUACAAAUGUUUGAUCCAGUUAAUAAAAAAUUGAAUGCGAAAAAUAAUUUCAACUGAAGAAUAGACAUAAAUAUGGAAAAUUUAAUAUGAACGAAAAAUUGUGUUUGUAUAUCUAAAAUUAACUAUACGCCACAAUUAUUAAGAUGCCAAUUUACUAAUAAUUAUAUCCUCUUUUGACAAAAAGCUGAUUUCUCGAUUUGAAUUAUAUGCUUUACAGUCGUAACAAACAAUCUUACACGAAUAUGUAAUGUUUGUGAAACAUUUUACAAGCAGCAGCACUACAAGAUUAUAAUUCAACCUUUCUAUGAAAUUUUAAUGCAUUUGACAAGGAAUAUAAAAUUUAUAUAAUUAAGGAGGACGAAACAUGUAUACAAGACGUGCUUUCUAACCGCAACACGGAGUUUCUCUUACAAAGCACAUGUAUUGUUAAUUUCAGGCACAUUAAUUUCUCUAAUCUCUUUUUAAUUUACCUUAAAAACUUUCUAAUCAUAGUAAACCAAAAGUAAACUGUUCAACUGUUAUGAACAAGCUUAAGUAACAAAUAUUUUUGUUCUAAAUUUUCUCUUUCGUUACAAAGCAGCGAAAUUAUGUUGCUCCUCGCUGAGCGAGGUAGCGAGUUGGUGUUCGCUUCUGAUCAUAACAGGGCAUCCACUGCUAUUCAGAGUCAGUGUUUAAAUGAAUUUUGUGCAACGCCUACGCGAGAAAUACAACUCAUUUCGUCUGAAGACAAUGGGGAAAAUGAGCGAUUUCACAAUCGUUGACAUGAUCGUGGCAGAAUAGUACGUUUUACCGCCUAGUGAGGAAAAGUUUCCUAAGAAGUGGAACAAAGUGCGUGGAACAGUGGGAAAAACUGAUUCUCUGUCGUGAAUAUAUUAAAUAAGUCGUCAUGUAGCGCCAUGGAAAAUUUAGAUUGACCUUUGCAACAGAGUGAAUGUAUAUCCGUGACUAGUCCUUGCGUUGCUAACCUAUGCGUCAAUCAAUUGAGAAAUCACUUAUUUUUCCAACAUUUCUCACCUACCUUCCACGUCUACAAUGAAUCAGGGGGAAUCAGUCUCCAGAAGGUGGGAUUUUUCGGCCCCCACCACAACCUUCUAAACCUUCAAAUCGUAAAAAGAUUAAAAAUUUUUCCUACAUUUUGUAAAAUUCUGCUAACAUAAGAAAAUUGCCUUUAAAAUCUUUCUGCUUUUUCUGUGACAAUGUUGGAAAUGUUAUGUGGUAUCUUGAAAUGUUUUGUUAUAUCUUACAAUGUUUUUAUAUAAUGUCUUAAAAUUAAUUUUUUAAAAUAAUAAAAUAUUUUAAUUAUUCCUAGGAUUCUUC